CUUGUACACGUCAUCUAAAUUGAGAUGCAACGUGGCACGUCACUCAAAGAAGCUCUCACUUUUUGACACCUUCUUUAUCUUAUUUGUUUCUGUCGAUCUCUACGGUAAUUUUCUCGGUCGCCAAUAACCAAAACCUUUCCCGGAAAUUUUCGAAUACUCUGAAAGGAAAAUAGGAAAAUGGCAAGUGGGUUUCCGCCGCAGAAGCAAGAGACACAACCAGGGAUACAACAUGUCAUGGAACCAACUCCCGAGUUCUCUAGUUCUAACUAUAAACCUUCCAACAAACUUCAUGGAAAAGUGGCACUCGUGACAGGAGGAGACUCAGGGAUAGGUAAAGCAGUGUGUCACUGCUAUGCACUUGAAGGAGCGAGCGUGGCUUUCACGUACGUUAAAGGUAGAGAGGACAAAGACGCAGAAGAAACGCUGCGUUUGCUUCACGAGGUUAAGACAAGGGAAGCUAAAGAGCCGAUCAUGAUCGCUACUGAUUUAGGGUUUGAAGAGAAUUGCAAGAGGGUCGUUGAGGAAGUUGUGAACUCCUUUGGACGCAUCGAUGUGCUUGUGAAUUGUGCAGCUGAGCAGCAUGAGGUUUCCAUUGAGGAUAUCGAUGAGGCUAGGCUUGAGAGAGUGUUCCGUACCAACAUCUUCUCGCAGUUUUUCUUGGUUAAAUAUGCGUUAAAGCACAUGAAGGAAGGGAGCAGCAUCAUCAAUACGACGUCGGUUGUUGCAUACGCAGGAAACUCAAGCUUACUAGAGUACACAGCUACGAAAGGAGCCAUCGUUUCUUUCACACGUGGGUUAGCUCUUCAGCUUGCACCAAAGGGCAUUCGUGUGAACGGUGUCGCUCCUGGUCCGGUCUGGACUCCACUGAUACCCGCAUCGUUCUCUGAAGAAGCGAUCAAACAGUUUGGGUCAGAGACACCGAUGAAAAGAGCGGCUCAGCCUGUGGAAGUGGCUCCUUCCUACGUUUUCUUGGCUUGUAACCAUUGCUCAUCUUACUACACCGGCCAAAUCCUCCAUCCAAACGGUGGUCUUAUCGUGAACGCUUGAGCUUGCAAUAAGUGCUUAUGUACAUGACUCUGUUUAGGAAGUUCUUACAAAGAGAGUAUAUCCAGUAGUAUAGUCGUGUGAUGUAAUAAGGUGAUAUGUUGUUUUGUCGUUUUUUUAAAAGAAGAAUAAUAUGAAGAAAACAAAAGAGAACAGAAUAAAAUGGUAUGGUUGGUUUCGUUAGC
Molecule: messenger RNA, 1229 nt
Organism: Arabidopsis thaliana (thale cress)
Lineage: Eukaryota; Viridiplantae; Streptophyta; Magnoliopsida; Brassicales; Brassicaceae
Product: NAD(P)-binding Rossmann-fold superfamily protein
Exons: 4
Coding region: 178-1047 (289 amino acids)
Molecular function (GO): oxidoreductase activity, acting on CH-OH group of donors
Source: RefSeq, marked reviewed